Messenger RNA from Penicillium argentinense, 1689 nucleotides. RefSeq lists its product as uncharacterized. NCBI's taxonomy places the organism in Eukaryota, Fungi, Ascomycota, Eurotiomycetes, Eurotiales, Aspergillaceae. Gene Ontology annotation, cellular component: cytosol. Gene Ontology annotation, molecular function: glycerone kinase activity. The coding region runs from base 1 to 1689 and encodes 562 amino acids. The record is from RefSeq and is a predicted model, not a curated record. The transcript is spliced from 4 exons. Gene Ontology annotation, biological process: glycerol catabolic process.
AUGUCUGACAAGCAUUAUUUCCCUUCCACAAGUGCCAAUUCGUUGGUCCCGCGAGGACUGCGAGCUCUUGUCAAUGCAAAUGGCCACUUGGUAUUGAAUUAUGCGGAAAGAGUUGUGGGAAAUGCCUACCAUGACGACUCAAGAGUCAGUGUCAUUAGCGGAGGAGGUUCAGGGCACGAACCGGCAUGGAAUGGCUAUGUAGGCGAUGGUCUGCUUUCCGCAGCUGCGUGUGGAGAUAUUUUCGCAUCCCCCAGUGCAAAGCAGAUUCUCGCUGCCAUUCGUAUGGCGCCUUCGAAGAAGGGUAUUAUCUUGUUGAUCACCAAUUACACCGGAGAUCGUCUCCACUUUGGUCUUGCAGCUGAAAGGGCCAAGGCUGAAGGUCUUGUUGAAAAGAUUUCCAUUCUUCAUGCCACAGACGAUGUCUCAAUUGGAAGAAGCAAGAACAGCUACAUGGGUAGAAGGGGUCUACCGGGUCAUAUUUUCACCAUGAAGAUUGUUUCCGCUGCGGCCGCAGAAGGAUACUCGUCCGAGCAGUGCCUUGAUCUCGGACAAGCCGUCAACGUAAACACUGUAACAAUCGCUUCCGCACUUGACCACUGUCAUGUGCCUGGCAGACACCAGCAAUCAUCUGUCCCCAACGACGUGGUCGUCAUUGGCACCGGUAUCCACAAUGAACCAGGCCAUCUCCACGUUUCCCCGGCGCCCUCGGUCGAAGAACUCAUCGAAUGCUGUCUUAAGUUGCUCUGCGAUGAAUCUGAUACCGAGAGAGCAUUCGCCAAGUUUGAGCCAAAUGAUGAAGUCGGCCUGCUGGUCAACAACUAUGGCGGCCUUUCCGUCCUCGAACUCUCUGCUCUAACCGACGAGAUUCAGAUGCAACUCAGCGCACGAUGGAACAUCAAGCCCUGCAGAGUGCAGUUCGGUUCAUUCGAGACGUCUCUUAACGCGCCAGGCUUCUCGAUCUCUCUAUGCAACCUCACCGCCGCAGCCCGACAGUCGAACGAGGAUGUGGCUACUUUAAUUCGUCAAUUCGAUAGCGCCACGACUGCCGUCUCCUGGUCCAACACGACUCGUCCCUCUCCUUCUCAGAAGAAGACCACCUUCGACAACCUUGAUACCAAGGCUAACGCCAAAGUCGUUAGUUCGCCCAGCCUUCAGUUCGACCACCUGCUCUUGGAGAAGGCCAUCAGGGCUUGGGAUAUGGUUAUGGGCGAUGGAGACUGCGGUGAAGCCGUCCUCGGCCUGGCCGAAUCUAUCUUGCGAAGUGUCGAUAAGGGCUGCGCGGCAUCCGGCGAUGUGUUUGAUGUCAUCCGCUCGAUCCUGCACGAUGUUGACGACAUGGGAGGGACUCUCGAAGGAAAAAUCAAUCCCAACUCGCCCAACUUCUAUUCUACUGCCUUGUCGUCCGCAGUGGCAUCUCUCAAGUCACACUCUGGGGCCAGAGAGGGAGACCGAACUGUUAUGGAUGUUCUGCUUCCCUUCGAGCAGCAGUUUGCGGGAACAAACGAUUUCCUCUCGGCUGUCAAGGUCGCCGCGGAGAAGGCCGAGGCAACAAGAUAUCUCAAGGCGAAGUUUGGCCGCGCAACAUAUGUUGGAGAGGCCUCAAGCCGGGAACUUCCUGAUCCGGGCGCCUGGGCUUUCUAUGAGAUCGUCGCCGGAUUGGCCGACGGACUUGAGCUGAUCCCCAACUAA